Messenger RNA from Nematostella vectensis (starlet sea anemone), 1609 nucleotides. RefSeq names its product substance-K receptor. The transcript has a single exon. Gene Ontology annotation, cellular component: membrane. Gene Ontology annotation, biological process: G protein-coupled receptor signaling pathway. The record is from RefSeq and is a predicted model, not a curated record. Bases 404 to 1483 code for a protein of 359 amino acids. Gene Ontology annotation, molecular function: G protein-coupled receptor activity. Lineage: Eukaryota; Metazoa; Cnidaria; Anthozoa; Actiniaria; Edwardsiidae.
UGUUGAUUACCGCUAAGUGGAAGAACAGUGCAGGUUAAGACUGGUUCUGUAAAAUUUGAGUCGCAUCGAAUUAUUGAGAAAAAUUGGAAUUCCCGCAAGGUAUCGUGAAGUGAAGGUAUCCGACCUUGGAUGUUUUGUUGCAUUUAACACGAAAUAAUGGCGACGGGGUUGACACAAUAACCAACAUCCUGCCGCAGGGAAUCUAAAAAGCUUGAAUUUUUAGGGUGUUUUUGUGAGCAGUCAAAUCAACAGAAAGGCAAUAGAAAAGAAUAAGGCUAGAAAAAGGGUAAUUGCCAGAAUUAAAACUGAAAAACAAAAAAAGGUAAGGAAGAUUAAAGUAGAACAUAGCUCAAUUAGAGGUGAGCUUCACGGUAAAGAAAAAAACAGCAGCAGAACGAUCGAGAUGGAUCUCCUUACCCAAACAAACGUUUCUCUUGCUUAUAACGCCACAAUGAGGUUUACUCCAACGUACCAAGGCCAAGGAAUCCCGACGGCACAGAGAAUUGCCUUUACGUGCGCUUACACCUUGAUCAUCUGCCUGUCUUUAUUUGGCAAUACGAUGCUAGUGGCGAUCAUUUACAAGUUCCCUCGUAUGCGAACAAGGACGAACUACCUGCUCAUGAAUGCUGCCAUCUCGGAUAUCGCAGGGGUGGUGAUUCUAGGUAGGACUAUCUACGUGUUCGCCAUGGACGAUAAAUCGUUCGACAUCCCUGGCUGGCUUGGGGAAGCGCUGUGCAAGAUCUUCCCAUUCUUGAGAGACACCUCCAUAAUGGUCUCAGUACACAGCAUGGUGUCGAUCACAUGUGACCGAUUCUACGCCGUGGUCUUCCCGACAAUGCAGACCCCGAGUCUUCUCCGAGUAAAGUUCGUAGUCCCGUUCAUCUGGGUAACCUCCAUAGCCUACUUUAGCCCAUACUUCUUCGUAUACCGCAUAAGGGUCAUAUAUAAUGCUAGGUUCUGCUUAAGCGUGUGGGACGCACCCUUCGACCCUUUACAAUCACCCAAGAAAUUCCAACUUACGCUGAUUGUAACAAUGUUUAUGAUUCCGCUGUCUGUAAUUGUCGUUCUGUACACGGCCAUUGCUAUCUCCCUGCGUCGUCAAAAGAUUCCUGGGGUAGCGCAAGAGGAGAGCAUAGCAAGACGCCGAAAGCGCAACAAGAAAGUAUGCAUCAUGGCAGCAGUAAUAGUCCUAGGAUUUUUCAUCUGCUGGGUUCCUUAUCAUGCCCUAACACUCUAUAUUUCCUACGUGUGGAAAAACAAACCACCGCGUCAUGUUCUCUCAUAUCUACCGGUGAUGUACGAUAUAUUCGUAACCAUGUCUUUCAUGAGUUUCGUUAUCAACCCGUAUAUUUGUUUUAUGUUUAGCGAAAACUUUCGAAAAUGCUUGAGGCAGAUAUUCUGCAGGAAUCGUAUCGGCCCAAUAACAAUUUCGACACAAGCGACACGAUCGUUGCAAAAUCGUGUGGCGGAAGCAUCUCUCUAGAUCGUCAAAAACGUGUGUGGAUCUACUAGUACUAGGGGGAUGCACAGUGAGUGAGUAUAGCGGAGCGAGAGGUAUAUAUUCAUCCUAUAAGGCUGUUACUAGAGGUUAUAUUAGAUUUCUGCUCCU